Anthonomus grandis grandis is the source of this 348-nucleotide messenger RNA. RefSeq lists its product as uncharacterized. The record is from RefSeq and is a predicted model, not a curated record. Bases 1 to 348 code for a protein of 115 amino acids. NCBI's taxonomy places the organism in Eukaryota, Metazoa, Arthropoda, Insecta, Coleoptera, Curculionidae. The transcript has a single exon.
AUGCUUGUACCGUUUCGAGGAAGGUGUGGAUUUCGCAUGUAUAUUCCGAACAAACCUGCCAAAUAUGGAAUUAAAGUGCAGGUUUUGUCUGACGCUAAAACGCAUUAUCUCGUAGAUGCAAAGAUUUAUGCCGGUUCCGAAAUAAAAGUUGAUGGUACAAAAAAGCCUACAUUAUCAAAUCCAACAAGAGUGGUUCUUAGGCUUGUGGAGGCACUUGUUAAAGGCACUAAAAGGAACAUCACCGGGGACAACUGGUACAGUUCAGUGGAAUUCGUCGACGAACUCAAGAAAAACAGUUUGGCGUACAUGGGAACCUUACGAAAAAAUAAAAAAUCUGUACCACCGUAA